Aethina tumida (small hive beetle) is the source of this 452-nucleotide messenger RNA. Its product is annotated as cuticle protein 38-like. The record is from RefSeq and is a predicted model, not a curated record. The transcript is spliced from 3 exons. Lineage: Eukaryota; Metazoa; Arthropoda; Insecta; Coleoptera; Nitidulidae. Bases 72 to 410 code for a protein of 112 amino acids.
AAAGAACCAACUUCCCUACAGCCAUCAUACAGUUUUUCGUUGCAGAUCCAAAAAGGUAGUCCAAAUUCACAAUGAAGGUAUUCGUAGCUUUGUUCGCCCUUGUAGCCGUCGCCUCCGCCGGAGUGUUGGUACCCCAAACCUACAGCUACGGAUUGGGAUCCUCCCUGUUGGCUGCUCCCCUUAGCUACGCCGCCUCCCCACUCGCCUACUCCGCUCCACUCGCCUACUCCGCCCCAAUUGCCCACCAUGCUCCACUUGCCUACUCCGCCCCAAUUGUAGCCGCCGCCCCAGCCAUCCAAUCUGGAUACGUAGCCGCCACCCGUGGAUCCAUCCACACCGCCCCACUUCCGGAAGGCCCAUUCGCCGCCAGCCACCACAUCAACACCGCCCCAGCCCCAGGAACCUACUGAAUUUGUGACUAGGAACUGUAAAAAUAAAAUAUAAAACCCAAA